AUGCCGGCGCCCAAAGGAGACUCGAUGCGCGGCUUAGCCGUGUUUAUUUCUGAUAUACGUAACUGCAAAAGCAAGGAGGCCGAAAUUAAGAGAAUAAACAAAGAAUUAGCCAAUAUCCGGUCAAAGUUCAAGGGUAAACCACUGUUUUUCCAAAUUCCGGAUUCACAAGCGUUGAUUUUUCACUCAUUAGUUUGCAUUUUUUAUGCAUCUGAUUAG
Dibothriocephalus latus is the source of this 216-nucleotide messenger RNA. NCBI's taxonomy places the organism in Eukaryota, Metazoa, Platyhelminthes, Cestoda, Diphyllobothriidea, Diphyllobothriidae. The record is from the annotation of a GenBank genome assembly.